GACCACCUUAACCAAUAUACCGCUCUUUUGAGGCCAAGGGUAUUGGGGUAGCGAGUGGAAGAAGGAAUGACCAUGGCGCUUCGCAGACUAUCCUCCACCAUCAAGAGACCAAGUCUAGCUUUUACUAAUGGCGGUUCUGUUUAUUACAUGUCUUCUUUCCAAAAUGCAGCAGCACAAGAAAAAGAAAAAGCUCGUGCAGCCGUAAGCCAUUUGUCUCAUUUCUGGAUAAAGCAGCUCAAUGAUCCUAUUGAAGUUGUGGAUCCGGAAGUCACAGACGUAAUUGAACUCGAAAAAGCUCGCCAAUGGAAGGGAUUCGAACUCAUACCUUCAGAAAACUUCACGUCAUUGUCGGUGAUGCAAGCUGUUGGAUCGGUCAUGACUAAUAAAUACAGCGAAGGGUAUCCCGGUGCCAGAUACUAUGGAGGAAAUGAGUAUAUUGACAUGGCAGAAUCCUUGUGUCAGAAGCGUGCAUUAGGAGCUUUUGGGCUAGAUCCCGCGAAAUGGGGAGUCAAUGUGCAGUCAUUGUCCGGAUCCCCUGCUAAUUUCCAAGUUUACACUGCAUUAUUGAAACCUCACGAGAGAAUCAUGGCUCUUGAUCUUCCCCAUGGUGGACAUCUGUCUCAUGGCUAUCAGACUGACACCAAGAAGAUAUCAGCUGUAUCAGUAUUCUUUGAAACAAUGCCAUACAGAUUAGAUGAGAGCACUGGCUAUAUUGAUUAUGACCAGAUGGAGAAAAGUGCUGCACUUUUUAGGCCAAAACUAAUAGUUGCUGGUGCUAGUGCUUAUGCUCGCCUUUAUGACUAUGCACGUGUACGCAAGGUCUGCGACAAGCAGAAGGCUGUUAUGUUGGCUGAUAUUGCACACAUCAGCGGAUUGGUUGCUGCUGGUGUUAUUCCUUCUCCUUUUGAUUACGCAGAUGUUGUGACAACCACAACACACAAAUCACUUCGUGGACCACGUGGAGCUAUGAUCUUCUUCAGGAAAGGUGUGAAGGAGAUAAACAAGCAAGGACAAGAAGUGUUAUAUGACUUCGAAGACAGGAUAAAUCAGGCUGUUUUUCCUGGACUUCAGGGUGGUCCACAUAAUCACACAAUUACAGCCUUGGCAGUUGCACUGAAGCAGGCUAUGACACCAGAAUUCAAGGAUUACCAAAAGCAAGUUCUUAGUAAUUGCUCAAAAUUUGCACAGACUUUGACGGAGAAAGGAUAUGAUCUAGUAUCUGGCGGAACGGAUAAUCAUUUAGUGUUGGUUAACUUGAGAAACAAGGGCAUUGAUGGCUCAAGGGUUGAGAAGGUGCUAGAAUCAGUUCAUAUCGCAGCUAAUAAAAAUACCGUUCCAGGGGAUGUGUCUGCCAUGGUUCCUGGGGGCAUUCGUAUGGGUACCCCAGCUCUCACAUCCAGGGGGUUUGUUGAGGAAGAUUUUGUAAAAGUAGCCGAAUAUUUUGAUGCCGCAGUCAAGUUGGCCUUGAAGGUCAAGGCUAAUGUAAAAGGAACAAAGUUGAAGGAUUUCGUGGCAACGAUGCAAUCAGAUGCUCAAAUUCAAUCUGAGAUUGCUGAUCUCCGCCGUCAAGUAGAGGACUACGCCAAACAGUUCCCGACAAUUGGUUUCGAGAAAGAGACGAUGAAGUACGGCGAGUGAAAAUGGCACAUCACAUGGGUUGGCGUGUGCUUUCAUUCUCCUGGGUUACUUGCCCGGCCAAAUGUUGGGCAUUUUUUGUGAUUUAUGAUGAAAUAAUGUCUAAUUUUGAUUUGUUGAUUCUGUUUUUUUCCCCUCAAACCUUUACAAGAAUGGGAUAAAAGGAUCAUUUCACACGACAAUGAAUCCGUUGAAAUUAUUGAUCAUUCCUCCCAUUUCAAAA
Neltuma alba is the source of this 1858-nucleotide messenger RNA. RefSeq names its product serine hydroxymethyltransferase 2, mitochondrial. Gene Ontology annotation, biological process: tetrahydrofolate interconversion. Gene Ontology annotation, molecular function: pyridoxal phosphate binding; glycine hydroxymethyltransferase activity. The transcript has 15 exons. The record is from RefSeq and is a predicted model, not a curated record. The coding region runs from base 67 to 1638 and encodes 523 amino acids. Gene Ontology annotation, cellular component: mitochondrion; cytoplasm. Lineage: Eukaryota; Viridiplantae; Streptophyta; Magnoliopsida; Fabales; Fabaceae.